Molecule: messenger RNA, 9041 nt
Organism: Paramormyrops kingsleyae
Lineage: Eukaryota; Metazoa; Chordata; Actinopteri; Osteoglossiformes; Mormyridae
Source: RefSeq, a predicted model, not a curated record
AAUGUUGUGAUCUAAAUACUGUACAGAGUUGACAGUUUUCCUAAAACAAAAAUCUGAAAAAAUAUGAUGUAUAAAUAAAAAUACACAUAUAUGCAAAAAUACAUAUAGAACAUCUCAAUAAAUAAUUCUUAAAAUCAGCUUUCCCGAUGAAAACACCAAGGGUAUGAUUACCGUCUAUUUUUCAGUAUAAAGCAAGAUGUUUCUAAUUAGGUAAGAACAACAUGCAUUGUCCAAUAAAAAAGACGCAAUCCUUCGAUUUUAUUCGUCUUUAGUGCCAUCUGUCGGUCUUAAGUCAAACUGUAACUGAUCGCCUUGUUAUUUAACUAUGGGUGUUGUGCUCGAAACUGCACCCCUGCCGCGGAUCGCCUUCCCUGACGUAAUCGCUACAAUGAAUAGUGAAAAUUAGCUGACUUCUGAUUACUUUUGUUGUUUGGUUCGAUGUCCUGGUGUCCUCAUUUACAUGUGUUACAGUGCCGAGUAUGAAGCUAAUUGCCGCAUUAUAGGUCUGAAAAGAAUAUAAAAUAGGAAAAAUAUUGAAGCAGAAUGACUUCAACAAAGUGUCAAAAAUAUUAUUCAAGUAAAUGAAUCGCUUCUUGUGACUGGAGGCGACUGUAUUUGCACAAACGAGCGUUGUCGAAAAGAAAAGCUUUAAUGUCGCGUUUGAAUGAGUAACUGCACAUUUUAGCAUUUUACAGGAAGUUAUUAAUCUUAACUUAAUGUUUGAUUGUAAAAUACUAUAAUAAACAAGUAAUGUGAGGUUUAGAACACAAAACCUAUUCACAUAUUAAAAUAUAUUUUAAAAAACUGUAUUUGGUGGAAUAAAAGUUUACCAAGUUAGCGAAUACUAUUUAGUGGGAUAGUAAACGAGAAUGGUUAACGAGGCUCUCCAUUCAUGCUCAUUUAUUAGUAACUAGCCGAGGACAUUCCAUCACUCUUAUAUUGCUGUUAUAUGUAGACUGAAGGUAAAUCACUGAAGGUAAAAUUCUCCUUAAUAAUUAACUCAAAAUCUUUAAAUGUAAUUUACUCUAACUUGGUGAGAAAUUACACUUCCAUUUAAUAUCACCCUGGGUUAUUUAACCCUAGUCUAUCAGGAAAACACGUUUACUUCAUUUCUGAUAUUCGCUAAAGCUUCCUGUUCUACAUAUCGUGUUAAUGUCCCCAGUUAUAAAAAGGAGAUAUUAUGUUUGUAACAGCGGCAGGAAACUGUCAACAGUUCACAUAUACGUGCUGUAUUUCUUUUAAAAUUGAACAUAUAUGUUGCAAAGUAGUGAAGUGCGUAAUUGAUAAGGAAACAUGCACCUGUAUACAUUACAAAAUAAUAAUGCAAUAAAUGCAUGCGGUAUAUUACAGUGAUAUGUUACCGAUGCUGUUAAUAAUGUAGCAUCAGUGAUAAAGUUCCUUUAAAAUGAUUUUAUUUUCAGUAUUUUAAAGUCUAUACGACACUGUGAAGCAAUAAUAAGAAUAGCAGAAACAGUGGACUUCAGAGGACAUAUGAUUUGUGUGCCGUAUGUGCGACAGCUCAGUAGAUAAAUAAUGAUCGACCUUACAGCCGGCCAGUUUAUCUAACGGACAAUACACAUGGUUCAUUAAACUUAAGCAAUUCCAUUGCUCCCUAUCUCAUUUACAACAAACUGAUUUUUCCUCCAGUGUAUUACAUUCACCUCCUAUCCUCACACCUUACUCAAAACAUCCACCUCUUCCCAUUUCCUUAAAUGUAUAAAUAUUAAGACAUUUACAGGUAUGGCAGUGUAAUUCAUGCUCUGUAGAUGUUCUCCCUGGAUGCAGAUGGCAUCCUGUCAAAGGCGAGAGAGAGGAAGUAUAGUCUGACACGACUGACACUGACAGCAGUGUAAUUUAAAUCUAGCUAAAAUAGAGUAAAAUUGUUGAUCUUCAGUGUAGAUAUAAAUACUGGGAUCAAUAAUAUCUUGUGCUGUGCCUGUUUUAUCUGUUGGAACACCAAAGUACAAAUCAGAAUAUAUUUUCCUAUCUGUCUCCCCAUCCUUUAUGCAGAAUUGCGUACAGCAGGCUCGCGUUCCUCUAUUAUGUGCUGUGUGUCUGCAGGGCACUGCUAUGCUAGUUAUCCAGAUAGCUGUCAGCAGCUAAUGAGCCUUUGUGGGCCUGUCAGGAGCCCCCUGUCAAGCAGACAUGAAUCUGUAAGUAAAUAAGUAAGUAAUAUAACAAAGGGCAAACCUGAACUGGGGGGGGGGGAGGAAAUUUUGGAAAUUAGAUAAAUAUGCGUUUUUUGCAUAUAGGUGUCGCUAAAACAUUAUGAAAUGUGUCACUUUUGAUUUAAUAUCUUCCUAAAAUGUAACAGAAGCACUAUUUCUGUAAUAUACAUUGACUGGAUAUCUGUAGAUGAUUGGAUUGAGGUAGAUAUACAGUAUACUGAUGGUAUAAAUUGCCAGUGCUUUAAAAAUAGUAAUUUUUAGCUGACGGACUGUGUUGUGGCUCAGCAUUGGUGUAGCCUUGCACCUUUAGGUUGUGGGUUCAUUUCCACUGCUGUUUUUGUGUGUUCCUCCAGCGUUCACAAUCUGAAGUGCACUGCUAUAGCGAAAUGGAGUCCCUAAAGUGUGUCUCGAAUGGCAUUCUGUCUGGUACAAACUCUCCAUGCCCAAUCCAUGCAAGGUAGUUAAAUGAUCACUGUGACGCUAAAGUGGAUGAGUGUAGACAUAAAUUAACUUAACAGAGGGCCUAGUCUGGCAUCAGCGUGGACAUUCAGGCGUUGUGGAUUUAACUAACCAUCCCAUUUCCCCUGGGGGGGGGGGGGGGUGAUGUUUGCCCUAGGGUAAAGCCUAGAACAGCCUAUGCAUGAAUCCACCCCUGGAUGAGUGGCUGUGUGAAACCAAUGAAUCUGAAGUAUUAGCCAAGGUAUGCACAGGACCGGGCCAUAGGUGGUGAUUGGCCCCCAGAGUGCCCCCUCCCUGUCACUGGUUCAAAACAUAUUAUUGGCUAAUGAUAAGGUUGGCAUAUGUGGAUUACAUAUGACCCCUCUUAUGCCCCCCACCUUAAGAAAUCUUACAAGAGUAUUUAUGUAUUCCACGUAAUAAAUAAGAAUUACACUUCUCAUUUAGUUUCAGUCUUAUUCUCACACUGGUUUCCAGUUAUGUACUUACCCUUUUCAAAAUCACCCAGAAAAAUAAAAGCAUUAAUAAUGCGCAGCUUGUGCUCUGUGAUUAUUUAUGAUGUAAUUAUUUAGUCAUUUCUAUGUACUGAUCCCUUUAAAUACACUUACCAUAUUCACAGGAUUUAAGUGCUUUCUUUUUUCUGCAUGAAAUGAGCUGCAAUAUACCUUAAGCAUUAGUGUUUCCCAUCAAAACAACACACUUAUUUACUGCUAAAAAAAAAAGCAUUAAUUUGCCCCACAAUUUCAAUAUCACAAGCAAGGCGACACUAGCUAUUCUAUGACUGAUCAUCCCAUCCUCAAGAGGAAUUCUGGGAGUUUUGAUAUAAAGUCACAGGACUAUACUCAUCAAAGAGCUAAAAGCAUGUUGGAAAGUGAUGUACCUUAUGCUCUUAUUUAGAGACCUGCAUUUCUAAUGACGAACGUACUUGAGUAGCACAGUCAAGUGUAAAAAUUAGAUAUAACUCUUCAUAGCUAGUUGUAUGCCUGCAUUUCUAUUCGGCGAUGAAACCUAUGCAUUCAACACGAUAUGGGUUAAACAGUUAAACAAGUGAUCCACUCAUUACUCUGCCACAACAGACUAGAAUAGUGAGAAGAGGCGUGAAAGCUCUAGAAGGUUGAUUUUGUAAGUGUGAUCUGCCACAGGGAGUCACAGAUCGUACCGUGUGAGGUCAGCUUGACUGGGCAGCCUCUGACUGUCAUUUGACCUCCCACAGUAUAUUAGUUUCUCACAGAUUAUUACACCCACAAAACCUGAGCCUUCAAUCACAAAACAGCAGUGUGGGUUCCCAUCUUACAGACACAGAAGAAGAUCCAUAGAGUUUCAUCUGGAAGCGAAUGAGAUGGCUUUGAGGUCUGUGAGUGGGCUGAGGAGCUCUCUGUCACCUGUCUGGAAGGUCACGGACAACUCUCCUUCUUUCUCAGUUCCGGCACUGUCAUCUGAUUCACACAGAGACUCUUUAUAAAUGAUUUAUGCUCUCUGUUUAGUCUGUGUCCUCUUGGCCACAGAGGAAACUUUGCAGAAGCUUUUGAUAAGGAGACUAAAUAUUUACUUGGGACGUGCAGGACUGCAAGCCUCAAGGUCUUUGCUCAGGGGCACUAAACACUUCUUCAGUUGUUUGGAUGUCAAAGAAAAGCUUCUUGUGACACAGCACUGAAUAGACACACUAAUAACAGUCAUCACAUUUAAUUAUGUUUUGUAAUGAUUCAGCUCUUCCAAAGUAUUUAAAUGGCAUUACCUGUUUGGCAAAAUACAUAUCAGUAUAAAUGAGUCAAUCACAUGUUUUACUGGAAUCAGUGUUAGCAAUGGAAUAAUCCCUGAGUGAUUCUCCUUUUCUCUGAAGAUAAUUUUUACAGGGUUCUCAUUCUUCAGAUAAUGGGGAAUUCGUGCGCAGGGCAGCUGAAGUCCAUGCGCUUUGAAGAGGCUCUGCACAGCUCCAUCAAGGCCUCCCUGCGCUCCAGCAGCGUCGCCCCUCAGUCUGUCUUCUCACAGCUCUACCUGCACCAUGAGGCCUACCCCGGACAUCUGCAAGACAGGGAGGUCCACUUCCUGUACGCCGAGAGGACGGGCCGGCGACUGGCUAACAGCCAGGCCACCAACAGCACAGAAAGUGAGGAGGACCUGGAGGAGGAGGAGGAGGAGGGGGCGUCUGGCACCAGCAGCCCCCCAGCAGCUCAUCACCAGAGGCCUGUACCGAGUGGCACCUGCCUUACCGAUGGGUUUUGUCAAGCUGGAAAAGACUUGAGGCUGGUCUCCAUGGAGACAGAGCACAUUGAGGUUCCUCCUGGGUUCGAGCUGGUUGGUGCGAAGACACCCGGCUUUCCCGAGCACCUGCUAGUCUGUGCAGUCGACAAGCGCUUCCUGCCGGACGACAACGGAAAAAAUGCACUUUUAGGAUUUUCCGGGCACUGUGUCGGUUGUGGAGAAAAGGGUUUCCGGUAUUUCACCGAGUUUUCGAACCACAUCAACCUGAAGCUGGUCACCCAGCCCAAAAAGCAGAAGCACUUGAAGUACUACCUGGUGAAGAAUUCCCAGGGGGGGCUCUGUAAGGGUCCCCCCAUCUGCUGGAAAGAUUGUAAAAUGAGGCAGUCUCCAUCAUCGAAGCCCAGCUUGUGUGCAUCCCUGACCAAGAAGGAGAUGGGAACCAGCAACACUCAUGGAUUUUCACUGUUUUCUCAGUCAGAUUCCCCUGCAAGCCGCUCCUCUUCCAGCAUCUCUGCCAGCAUGUUGGGGUGUCAGGAACCAGCCAGAGGGAGCAGGAAGACCAAGGCCCAGACACUGACCUCCCCCCAGGGGGUGAAGACCUCACCAACAGAUUCAACUCCUUCACCCAUUACCUCUGCCCCCCCCAAGAAACGCCACCGCAGCUGGUGCUCUGACUCCCCCCCUGGUCACCCCACUGCUGCCCCUGCUCCCGCCAUUCAGCCAGCAAGCCAGGCCUCAGUUGCUUCAUCUGCAAGCCUCACACUGCGGAGCCACUUUCCACGGGUCCUGAAGCCCCAGCCCGUUCCCUUGGAGGAGACGGUUAUUGUCCCUGACAACUUGCUGAACAACAUGGGAGUCCGACCUGUUAUACUUACAGGACAUGGCACUUUACCUUACUUCUGCGGCAAUGUAGAGGACAUCGUGGUGAGCCCCCUGCUGCUUAGCAUCUGUAAGGGCAGCCGACUGGGCAGGGAGAUACUGGGCACCCCAAGCAGACCAUCGCUCAGCGUGGAAGCCAUGAUCUUGUUGACACUGCAGUACCUCGUACGGCUAAGUCCUGACCAAAUCCCUCUACGUGAGGAAUUUGAGCAGAUUACUCUGAAGGCCAUGCUUAACAGACUCUCUGGGGACAAUGGCCCAGAUGUUAUUACGUCCACCCAGCUCUCGUGGCUGGCCUGCCUGGCCGCCAGCGUCUCUCGAGACUCCGUUCAGAUCCUGGUCACCCACAAUUCUCUUGGGGAAGGCAUAUCCGAAUUCCUGCACUCCGCGUGUCAGGGCUCACGUCACCAGCGACUUCCUGACUACGUGAUGAUCAUCUGUUCCUCCAGAAUCCGUGGAAAUGAAUUCUGUGUCUUGGUCCUGGGUAAACACCAAUCCAGAGCCCUGGCAGAGGGCAUGUUGUCUGCAAAUGAGUUUCUGAAACAGAUCAGUUACGAGCUCAUCACGGGAAGGAUCGGUAUUCUGGCCUCACAUUUCCAAACAACCUCUUUAGAAGGCCAGCUGGACAGGCAGCUUGCAACAUUUCAGAGUAGAUGGGGGGACCAGGUGACCCAGCCAUUCCAAGGGGACAUUCAGGAUGGAGUUCAUUCCCAUCAGGCGGCCACAGUGAUGCCCGCCCCCCAUCCAGGCCUGGAAAGUAAGGCAUUCCGGAUGUACCCGGUCCAACUGGAUGUUGCCCGUCGCCUGCUCUCGCUGGUCUGCUCCAUCGCUGAUUCCGGAAGCCAGAGUCUGGACCUGGGCCGCUUCUCUCAGGUGGACUUCCUCGUUCUGCUCCCUCCAUCCAAAGUGCUGGCGCACCAAACUGCACGCCGAAUCAGACGAUCAGGUGUCCUGCUUGAUCUUGGCAUAGAGGAAUCCUUUUCUGACCAUCAGAUACUGGAUAAGUACAUUGUCCGUUUGGAUAAUGAUGCACAUGAAAAGAUUGAGUCCUUCAUGAGGAAGGUGAAAGAAAAUCCCAACAUACUUUUUGUUCUCAUCCAUGACGAUGCAGAUGUGGACUUGACUAAUGUCCAUACAGGGUCGGGAUGCCAAGGUGAACUGCAGGGCCUAGCUGAUCAAAUCAUCAACUGUUCAGAGGUUCUGAGUUCAGUCAAUCUGCUAGUGCUGCAGGUCAGCUGUUUCCCUGAUGCACUGCAGCCCCAUGUCAUUCUGGACAAUGAGGUCUCCUGGUCCUCUGUAGACAUAGGGUCUCCUCAAGAAGACCAAGUCUACUUUGGUCUGAACAGCUACAGGUGCUCUUUGGGAUGGGGCGUGGCCUGUCCCAUCCUCCGCUGUGACGAGGCCUUUGAGAAGAUGGCUAGCACCCUUCUGGAGAACCACCCACGUCUGCACAGCAUGGUCGUCCGCAGCUACCUGCUGAUCCAGCAGUACGUCGACGCCAUGGUGUCGCUGGUGGCUGUCAGCUCUCUGCGGGACCGCGUGACCCCGGAGACGCUGGGCAUCAUGGAUGACCUCAUCGACACCCCGGGCCGCAGUGAGGGUGGGCAGGGGCACAUGGUGCUGAUCCGCGUGCCCUCCCCGCAGCUGGCCGUGCGAGCGCGCGAGCGGCUGGAGGAGGCGCGAGACAAGCUGGGCCUGCAGCUUCGCUUCGAGGUGUUGCUGGGAAGCCCUGACGCCGAGCUUUGUGUCACGCCUCAUUUCCUGUCCCGUCUGAAAGCUUGGCGGGGCUGUGAGAAUGAGGACUGGGUCCCGCACACAUACGAGGACCUGCAAGGGCUACCCUGCAUCCUCAUCCACGCCGGGAAAGACCCCCUGGGAGAGACAUUCCCAAGCUCUCUAAAGUACUGCGACCUGCGGCUAAUCGACUCAAGCUGCCUGACUCACUCGGCGUUAGAGCGGGAGGUGGGCCUUGCCUGCUCCUACGUGUCCCCAGGAGUCACAGUGGGGCCACUCAGGGAGGUCAUGCUGGACAAUGACCUACAGAUGGAGCUAGAGAGGCCACCAAGUAACAGCAGCUCUGUGACAGGAAACUCCAGCUCCACCACGGACAAUGGAGUGAGCUCCUCUGGGCUCCCUGACUCCAUUGUCAUGGGAGGGGGCUCAGCCCAGAGGGAUAAGCAUGAGUGCGAUUCCCGCUUGGCUGGGCACGCCCUUGCCCCCCAGUCCUCCUGCUCCCAGUGGUCCCAGCCGAGCCGCACCUCCCUCGCCUCACUGGGUCCAGUUCCCUGCACUCUCAUCCUGUCCUGCGCUGCCUACAGCCUCCUCGCCGGGACAUCGGGGCUCCUGCCCCCUGCUGACGGGACCUGGAACAGUCCCACCCAUCUUCCCUUCCGCCAGAACCUCCAGGGGACCGAGCGGUCCGUAAGCUUCCGGUUGCGUGCUAGUCCCCCUCAGAACCUUAGCGAUUACAGCAGCCAAUCGGGCCAGAAGGCUCAGGAACAUCGCCACCCCCGGAGCCUGCUGCUAACCGGGCCCCCACAGGUGGGGAAAACAGGUGCCUACCUGCAGUUCCUCCGCAUUCUGUCCCACAUGCUGAUUCGUCUGCUGGAGGUGGAUGUCUAUGAUGAGCCAGAGCUAGAGUCAGAACUUCAAGACUCGGAAGUUGCACAGAACAUCUAUGAGAAGUGGCCAGAUGUAAAUGUUAUCCAGAGUCUACCAUUUGACUUAUCUCCACGAGAUCCCAUGUUCCGUAUGGCCAGUCCUCUGUAUGGAAAAGUGUCCAAGGGCUCUCAACCAGGAAACCAUGACGGUACACAGAAACGACAGAAAUUCGCUAUCAGCCCAGAAGCAUCUGUGAGGCGUGAGACUAUAUCAGUCAUGCUGACCAGUUUUGCAUCCCAGAAUGCCUUUCACCACUGUGAACAGUGUCACCAGUACAGUGAGCGUGGAGCCAUUGUUCCGUACCCAGAUGAUACCCUGCACACCUUCACAUUCUGCUGCUCCAUGCUGGGUGAGGAGGUCCAGCUGCACUUCAUCAUCCCCAAGGCAAAGGAAAAGUACUUCUUCUUCAGCCAGCAGGGCAAACACCUGCAAAGCAUGAGGCUGCCUCUUAUGUCAGACAAGAGGAUCCAGAAAAUACGUGGAAGGGUUCACGUUCAUGCCCAUAAGGAUGCUGAAGACUUUGAAUGGACUAGGAAACAUACCCAUUGUACCAAUAAAGAUAAGAAGAAUACUGCUUUUUAUGCAACAGUGAUCAGGAUAAGUAUUUGGAAGAUGAAUGCUGUUUUGAUUUCGUCAUUUGUAUGAUGUGAAUUUAAAAGUUAAUUUGUUACCACG